Iphiclides podalirius (scarce swallowtail) is the source of this 1809-nucleotide messenger RNA. Lineage: Eukaryota; Metazoa; Arthropoda; Insecta; Lepidoptera; Papilionidae. The record is from the annotation of a GenBank genome assembly.
AUGAGCGACUGGCAAUUGGAAUGUACGGAAUUAAAACAAAGGGGUGCAUAUCUCCUGCAAUCUGGGCAAUGGUCCGACUGUACUUUUUUAGUGGGCACAGAACCUCAUCAAGUUGUUAUAGCCGGCCACAAAUUGAUUUUGGCGAUGUCAUCUCCCGUGUUUGAAGCAAUGUUCUAUGGUGGUAUGGCGGAAAGAAACGAUCCUAUACCUAUUUUGGAUGUGCAAAUUGAUGCAUUCAAAGCACUGCUGGAAUAUAUCUAUACAGGGAACAUAAAUAUUAGUUCUUUUGAUAAAGCCUGUGAACUCUGCUACGGAGCGAAGAAGUACAUGCUGCCACAUCUAGUAAAAGAGUGCACAAGAUAUCUUUGGUCAGACCUGUACCCAAAGAAUGCGUGCAGAGCAUAUGAGUUUGCAAGGUUGUUUGAAGAAAAUGUACUUAUGGAAAAAUGCAUACAGAUAAUAAGUACAAAUACAAAAGAAGUUUUAAAUGACAGCAGUUUUGAAGAUGUGGAACUGAAUACAGUGAUUACAGUAUUUUCUCUUGACCAUCUGAAUGUGGACAGUGAGCUUGACUUGUUUGAAGCAGCAGUGAGAUAUGCUAAGGCUUUAGACAAGAGAAUGUCUGAAAGAAGUGUCAGUCCACCAACAGAGGUUAUAGAGAAUCAAAAAAGCCCGGCACCUUCUACUUCAAAUGAUCAAGGUGCUAGUGAAGUGACUAUAGAACCAAAAGUGGUUAAUGUUGAUAGCAGUGCUGAAAACAGUCCCGAAGCCAUCAUGGAGCCUUGCAGAACUAAUGAACCUGAACAGCCUGAGGUUGUCACAGAACCAGCCUCUCAACCCGAAGAGCCUAAAAAGGCAAAAGCGGAAUGUAAAGAGAAACCAAUUACGACGAUACGUAGCGCCAUAGAGAAAAUCCGGUUCCUCACGUUGACGCCCCAACAAUUCGCCGAGGGUCCCGCCCGCUCCACAUUGCUCACCGAGUCGGAGGCUUUCGCCGUUCUCAUGAACAUACUCUCGAGCAACUCCGACGUGCCAAUGCCAAGGGGAUUCUCCACUUGCAGAGUGCCAAGGAAACAAUUGAUCGGCGGUGGACCUUCUUGCAAUAUGCCCACGUUCACAGUCGACACGCCAAGCCCCGUGUCGGUGGAGCAGGCAUGGAACAUACCCAUCCCUUGCAACAUAUACCAGCGACCGCCGCGACAUGAUGGUGUCCGCAUCUCGUCCAUGGUCUACAACCAGGCCCACUCAGCCCUGGGCAUGGUGGAGCAGAUGGAGAGGAGUGCUGACCUGAACAAGAUAUACUGCCAGCGUCCCAUCAUCCAACACACGGACUGCCUGAACACGAGCGUUCUAGAUUGUUCUGUUACUUUUAUGGUGGAUAAGAACAUCUGCUUAUGGGGAGUCCAGGUGCCGACUCAAGCUCCGAGCGAGGAGGCCGGCGGCACGUCGGGUGGGGCGCUUGUGGGCGGCGGGGGACUGGUGGGGGGCGCAGGGGCGGGGGCGGGGGCGGGCUACUGCGAGCUGCUGUACGCGCACCUGCUUGACGCGGACGGCGCUCGGCUCACGUACACGCACUACACUAGCCGCGUGCCGUACCGCCACCUGCUCGACAUAAUGUUCAACAGGCCGGUGUACGUGCAGAGGAACAAGGUGUACAAAGUGGGCAUAGUGUUCAACAAGGUGGGCUGGUACCCGAUGGGCCGAUGCGCCCAGCAAGUGGCCGCCGAGUCUGUCUUCUUCAACUUCGGCAUCGGCCAGAGCAGCGAUUCAGUGCGUGACGGCCUAAUAAGGUCCAUUAUAUUCACCUAC